AUGGACCCGAUGAUCGGCGUCAGCAGGAGCGACAUGCUCGCCGGCUUGGAGCGCGACGGCGCGGACCCCGAGACGCUGGACGUCGGCACAAACCUGCUGCUCUACUUCGUGUACCACUACCUCCCGGACCCGCCCGUCUCCCCCACCGCACCCCUCUCGCUCGCCGGCGCGUCCUGGGUCCCCGACGGCGUCGACCAUCAGCCGCCUCCCCGAUGUGGUCCUCCGCGACAUCAUCUCCCGCCUCCCCGCCAAGGACGCCGCGCGCACCGCCGCGCUCGCCUCGCGCUGGCGCCCCCUCUGGCGCUCGGUGCCCCUCACUCUCGUCGACAGCCACCUGCUUCCGGACGGCGGCGUGCGCGGGCAGUUCAUCAUCGGUGCUCCCUCUCCCCGCGCCGUCACUGCCGCGGUGUCCCGCGUCCUCGCGGCGCACCCGCACCACCAUGGAGGAGCAUCGUGACGAGAUGUCGCGCUCGCUCGACACCGUCCUCGCCAAGGGAGUCCAAGAGCUCGUCUUUGUCAACCGCCCUUGGCCGAUUGACCUGCGCCUCCCUCACCCGCCUCUAUCUCGGCGUCUGGAGACUGUCGGACACCGUCGCCGUGCCGCGCGGCGCCAGAUUCCCCAACCUCCUAGAGCUCGGCCUCUGCAUUACUGUCAUGGAGGACCGUGAUCUAGCAUUCAUGCUUGAAAGAAGCCCCGUUCUGGAGUUCCUCGUCAUCAUCGGGAGCCAGAGCGGACUGCGCCUCCGCCUUGUCAACCUAAGCCUGCGGUGCGUUCAGCUGGGCUGUACCUUCUUGGAGGACAUCGACGUGGUGAAUGUCCCUCGCCUGGAGAGGCUUUUCCAGCGGGAUAAUCUUUCCGAGAGCGAGCUCGCUGACACUGCCCCAAGCUUCUCUUCCAAGAUCAAGAUUGGGCGUGCACCAAACCUGCUUGUGCUGGGAUAUCUUCAGCCAGGAGAGCAACAGUUGGCGGUUAGCAACACCACCCUAAUCUAA
Messenger RNA from Triticum turgidum subsp. durum (durum wheat), 993 nucleotides. Lineage: Eukaryota; Viridiplantae; Streptophyta; Magnoliopsida; Poales; Poaceae. The record is from the annotation of a GenBank genome assembly.